Molecule: messenger RNA, 888 nt
Organism: Akanthomyces muscarius
Lineage: Eukaryota; Fungi; Ascomycota; Sordariomycetes; Hypocreales; Cordycipitaceae
Exons: 4
Coding region: 1-888 (295 amino acids)
Source: RefSeq, a predicted model, not a curated record
AUGGAUGGCCUAAGUGUUGCAGCAAGCAUCAUUGCGGUUGUUGACGUGUCGGUUAAGAUAAUCACUUUAUGUUCGCAGUACUCCAGGGCUGUUGUCAAUGCUAAAGCCGACAUAGCGCGCCUCGCAACGCUGCUAAAGGGCCUGAGGACGACGCUGGACCACGCCAAGGCACUCAUCGAAGCUCCGCAGGGCGCAUCGCUGUCUACGUCGCACGAUUUACAAGAGCAGCUCGCAGGAUGUCAGUCCACGCUCCAAGAGCUGAAUGAGAAGCUUGAACUGGGCGUCGCUCGUGCGUCAAAGCGCCGGUUCUGGGUCCGAGCCCUAAAGUGGCCAUUUGGCCAUGGAGAGAUUGAGGCCUUGAUGUCUCUCCUAGAACGCUAUCAUGGCAGGAUUAUGGAUGGUCUACAGGUUGAUCAAACCACUUUGCUUCUUCAUAUCAAGAAUGGUGUGGACAACUUCCCUGCUCAAACGGAUGAGGACAUUUCCAUAGCUAAAAAGCCUCACUUCCUCAUACCUUUCCCUCGGGAUCCAGAUUUCAUCCCACGACCCGCUGUUCAGGUACAGAUUCGCGAGCAACUUACGGGCAAGGCGAGCCGACUAGCACUCAUUGGUAUGGGGGGUUUUGGUAAAUCGCAACUUGCCAUAGAACUUGCGCAUGAAGUCCACAGCUCCAAUCCCGAGAAAAGUGUUUUUUGGCUACGUGGCAACUCUCGGGCGACAUUCGAAGCAUCCUAUCGAUCUCUUGCCGAUAGCCUCGCCCUGCCUCGUCGCCACGAUCCAAAAACAAACAUUUUUGCGCUUACGAUUUCGAUGUGUUUUUUGGUCCUGUGGAGGAGUCUCCAAUGGCGUCCUAUCUACCCAAAACAAGCAAUGGAAAAGUCUUGGUGA